Molecule: messenger RNA, 2404 nt
Organism: Cucumis melo (muskmelon)
Lineage: Eukaryota; Viridiplantae; Streptophyta; Magnoliopsida; Cucurbitales; Cucurbitaceae
Exons: 2
Coding region: 325-2289 (654 amino acids)
Molecular function (GO): zinc ion binding; nucleic acid binding
Source: RefSeq, a predicted model, not a curated record
CAACGUAGAUUCGUCAUAAUAGUUAAAAUGCUUCGAUAUACUUGAUAUGCCUUGCUAGAUUUCAAUGAUGAACAUGCUGAGUAUUUAAGGAAGCUAUUCUUACUACUACACAUUUACAUUUACGACUUGUAUAAACAGAUUUAUAUGUGUAAAGUUUUCACGUGCUCUUAUCUUUAAAUUCAUAGUUUUAAACUGAGUCACUCACUGAGCUUCAUAGCUCACCCGUUCCAAAAUGUUUUACCCAUUUUCCAGGUAGAGAUCGAGUUCUCGGUGCCUGAUAGACUGCCUUAGUCUGCGGAAGCUUCAUUAUCGAUUGCCAGAGUCAUGCCACCACGUACUGGUAGACGACGCCGACAGAACCAGGACGGGAUACAAGGUACUACCCAAGGUCCAUCUGUAGGGGAAUCUAGAACCCUAGGAGUUCGAGGUGGGGCAGGAAACGAGCAGUUUGCGAGAACUACACAGGAAAUAGGAAGGCCAGAUAGAGCAGAGCCUAGUGAUCCAGAAAAGGCAUACGGAAUUGAACGGCUGAAGAAGUUAGGGGCUACAGUGUUUGAAGGUUCCACAGAUCCAGCUGAUGCAGAGAACUGGUUGAAAAUGCUUGAAAAGUGUUUUGAUGUGAUGAAUUGUCCUGAGGAGCGAAAGGUUAGAUUGGCCACAUUUUUGUUGCAAAAAGAGGCUGAAGGAUGGUGGAAAUCUAUAUUAGUAAGGCACAGUGAUGCACGUGCUUUAGACUGGCAGACUUUUAGAGGCAUAUUCGAAGAUAAGUAUUACCCCAGCACAUACUGCGAAGCCAAGAGGGAUGAAUUUCUAGGGUUGAAACAAGGAUCACUUUCAGUGGCUGAGUGUGAGAGGAAGUAUACCGAGCUUUCACAGUAUGCUGACGUUAUUGUAGCUUCUGAGAGUGACAGGUGCCGAAGGUUUGAAAGAGGGUUGCGUUUUGAAAUACAUACCCCAGUUACAGCCAUUGCUAAGUGGACGAAUUUCUCUCAGUUAGUGGAGACUGCCCUUCGUGUGGAGCAGAGUAUAACAGAAGAUAAAUCGGCAGUGGAGCUUAGUCGUGGGACUUCAACAGCUAGUGGAUUUAGAGGCCGUGAGCAGCGGAGGUUCACGCCUGGGAUAAAUAUUUCAAGUCGACAAGAUUUUAAGAAUCGCUCUGGAGGCCAAGCAUCGAGGAACGUGAGUUAUGGUAGUGUUUUUCAGAGACAAAGCCAGAGAAUACCUAGUCAACCCAUUAGAUCAACAGUAAGAUCGCAACCAGGUCAGGAGUCCAUUGCUAGUACCGUCAGGCGAACACCAUGUACGAGUUGUGGCAGGAACCAUUGGGGUCAGUGUUUGGUAGGUGCAGGUGUAUGUUACCAGUGCGGACAACCAGGACAUUUCAAGAAAGAUUGUCCGCAGUUGAACAUGACAGUUCAGAGAGAUCAGAGAGUUGGGUCCCAGACAGUUGAGCAAUCGAAAGUUUCAGUGGUUCCAACAGAGGGCACUAGUGGUGCAAGGCAAAAGGGAGUUGUUGGAAGACCGAGGCAACAGGGAAAAGUCUAUGCUAUGACUCAACAAGAAGCGGAGGACGCACCAGACGUUAUUACUGGUACGAUUCUUAUUUGUAAUGUACCUGCAGAUGUUUUAUUUGAUCCAGGUGCUAUGCAUUCCUUUGUUUCUAGUAUAUUUCUGACUAAGUUGAAUAGGAUGCUAGAGCCUUUAUCUAAUGGGUUAGCUAUAUACACUCCAGUUGGUGACGUUUUACUUCUUAAUGAGGUGUUACGUAAUUGUGAAGUUUUAGUAGAAGGUAUCAGUUUGCAAGUGGACUUGCUACCACUAGAGUUGCAGAGGUUAGAUGUAAUUUUGGGAAUGGAUUUCUUAUUUGUUCACUAUGCAUCUAUGGAUUGCCAUAGGAAGGAAGUGGUUUUCAGAAAACCAGGCUUUGCUGAAGUGGUUUUUAGAGGUAUGAGGAAGGUCGUUUUUAGAAGUUUAAUCUCAGUUUUGAAAGCUGAGAAAUUACUGAGGAAGGGUUGCACAGCGUUUCUUGCACACAUCGUAGUAGUACAGAGAGAAAAGCUAAAGCCAGAAGAUGUUCCUGUGGUGAAAGAGUUUCUUGAUGUAUUUCCAGAUGAUCUGUCAGGUUUGCCACCUGAUAGAGAGAUUGAGUUCACCAUUGAAUUAUUACCAGGAACAGCACCUAUUUCACAGGCGCCGUAUAGAAUGGCUCCAAGCGAGCUAAAAGAAUUGAAGAUGCAGUUACAAGAACUAGUUGACAAGGGAUACAUCAGGCCUAGUGUUUCGCCGUAGGGAGCACCAGUGCUUUUUGUGAAAAAGAAAGAUGGUACCCUCAGAUUAUGUAUUGACUAUAGACAGUUAAACAAGGUUACAAUAUGUAACAAGUAUCCUUUACCACGCAUCGAUG